Molecule: messenger RNA, 879 nt
Organism: Symbiodinium sp. CCMP2456
Lineage: Eukaryota; Dinophyceae; Suessiales; Symbiodiniaceae
Source: the annotation of a GenBank genome assembly
AUGACAGACGGAGAUGGCGAUGCCAAGCGGCGGCGGGUUGCCCCAAGGCUGCCGCGCUUCAGUGGCGCCCCACGGUCCUCGGUGGCGGUGGCGCUGCGGGAAGCAGGCGGCACAUGGCACGAGGCCCUGUGCUUCGCAGAGUCUCCGGCGCUGUCAGUGCCUGGGGUGAGGCUGGCGCGCGCGGUUUCUGCUGGGACGCUGCUCUGCCGAGUGCCCUCCCGACUUCACUUCUCCAGGCCGCAGUGCCAGGCUGCAGCGCCUGCCAUUUAUGCUGGCUGUGAGGCGCUACCAAGUGCGGACCCAGAGAAGCGAGGCGAGGCAGCUGAUGCGCUUUGCAUGGCCUUGCUGCUCUCCUCGCAGCGUUCAGGCAAAGCCGGGCAAGCGAGAGAUGCCAAGGCUUCAGGUGAGGAAUGGCCGGCUCUGUGGCGGGCGUUGGCUUCAGUGCUGCUGGGAUUCGGCAAGGAGAUUCGGAGCUGCGCCUGCGUCGGGGUCUCGUUGUGGCUGCUCGCGGUGGCGCGCCAGGACUUCGAGGAGCAGAAGCACCCGUACACAUCGGCCUGGCAGGGCUGCGUGAAAAGUGACCACUCCUCGGCCGAGCCAGAGCCUUGUCAUUGUCGUGGUCGCGUGGGACGUGCGGGACGCGGGGUGAAAGCCGUGACAGCGAUUGAGGAGCUUCUUGCAGCACAGGCGCAGUACGUGAGGACAGUCUACAGCUGCAUUUGUGACACUUUGAGCUCGGAACAUCUUCGACACCUGGACGAAGGCCUCUUUUUACUGUCCUGGCUUUGCCUGCUGACGCGGCGGUUUGGUGGGCCACACGGCUCUGCGUUGGUCCCAGGUGGGAGGCACCUUUAUUGUGUCGUCCUACAGAGAGUCUAG